UACCCCUCACCAUGACAACGACAGAUUUCUCUCGUCAGAGGACAGACAGCUAAUCAGUCAGUUAGCUCCGUAGCUCUCAUGAUUUAGACACGAAUAUUGAGUAAAACAUCGUGUUUUUACAUGACGGAGGUGGCCUAUACUUAAUGUAGGACGGUCAUCUUUGCUGGGAGACCAGCCGGGAGGCAGAAGAGGCUGUUUAUCUGCGUGAGAACAACAACAACAUGGCUCUUCUUCCCCUGCAGCAUCCCCGGCUGCUGCUGCUGCUGCUGCUGCUGUCAGCUGCUGUUCUGUUAAACGCAGCAGACCGUCGCUCGUUGCCAAUAUCGGAUCUAAAGUCUAGGAUAACCGGCGUGGAGGAGAUCCUGGAGGAGUUCCGCAAGCAGCUGCAGCAGGACCAGCCGUACAGGCCGGGGGAGAAUGUGGUGGUGGACUCCUGUGUGGGCGACUUCAACGCCGUCGGAGAGCGCAUCAUCCGGGCCAAGGCCUCCAUCGAGCAGGGCGCCACCUUCCUGCUGGCUCCGGACCGGGUGUUCACCUGGAGGGACUGCCUGCACGCCUGCUGCGCCCAGCCGCACUGCACCGUGGCGGUGGUUCAGCAGGACCGGAGGCAGCCUCAGACCGGAGACAGUCUCAGCUGCUACCUGUUCAACUGCACCUACAGGAACAAACAGGUCUGCUCCUUCGCUCCGCAGCAGGGCUUCACCACCUACAGCCGGGCUGACAACACCACCACCACCCAGGGUCACCUGCCUGCUCCUGCUCCUGCUCCUGGUCCUGGUCCUGGUCCGGCCAGCGGAUCAGCCAGGAGGCCCGAGGAGGACGAGGCACAAGAUGUGGAUGAGCCUCCUCGCAGUGACGCUGGACAGGAUGUGGUGAUCCAGCUGCCCACAGACUGGGCCGUCCUGGAUGGACGGGACAGCGUGGACGACCACAGGAUCAACCACUAUGAAUGGACUCUCCUCAAGGGGGACACAGCCAUCAAUAUGAAGGCGACUCAUCCAGGGCUGUUGAAGAUCAGCGGCCUCCAGGAGGGAGUCUACUCUUUCCAGAUGAUGGUCACUGACACAGCGGGCCAGAAGAGCUCUGACAACGUCUCUGUCACUGUGCUGGCACCUAAACACCAAGCUGAAGUGUGUACAGGUCUCUGCUCAAAGUACCAGUUCAAGUGUGAUGACGGUUGCUGUAUCGACAUCACCUACGCCUGUGAUGGGAAGCAACACUGUCCAGACCGCUCUGAUGAAGUCUUCUGCCCAAUCUUUGACAGCAACAGGAAGUCAGUGACCCAUUCUGCUGAACUGUCCAACCUUCAUCGGCCUGUAGCCCAGACGGAGGAGGCAGAGGAUGGCUCCAUGCUCCAGACUGGACCCAGAAAGACCAUAGAGAGCAUCAUUCCUCCUCAGGACAGGAGUAACGCUGCUCCUCCACUAAGUCCCAGUCAACAGGAGACUUCAGCCAGUCAAGAUCCGUGUGCUGCAGCUCCAGUUGUCGGACCCUGUAAAGGCACCUUCCCACGCUGGUACUACGACCAAAAUGCGGGAGAAUGCAAACACUUCCUGUAUGGCGGUUGCCAGGGCAACCAUAACAACUUCCUCCAGGAAUCUGACUGUGUCAGUGAAUGUAUACAAAAAGGUCCAGCUUUCAAACCAGCAACUGUGGCUCCUCCAAUCACCAAACAGACUGAGAUAGCUGCCCCUAAAGUGUCCCAGAGCCAAGCAGACAGCGACGUCCCCAUCUCCAAACCAUUUAAAGAAAUAGGAGGGCAUCCAGUACCAGAGUCAGGUGCUAUCCUUCCUCUGGCUCUCGGCCUAAUCAUCACCGCUAUGCUGCUGCUCAUGAUCGGCUGUCGUCUCAGACUUGUUCGACACAAGCUGAAGAAAACCCGACCCCUCACCACCGAGGAGUCCGAUUACCUCAUCAACGGCAUGUACCUGUAGCCAAUCAGCCACGGGCAGCAAACGCAAGAGCCUCUGAGAAAGGGAAACAUGGUUGUUGUCGCCAGAGCCUGAGCCAGGACUUUUUGAAUUUGCACGCUGUGUUUCUUGCAGCCCAGUGUCUGUAAAUUGUCUUCACUUCAGGUCACAACUCUCUGCUGUCAUGAACGUUUGUGAACACCCCCACACUGAACCCCUCUGACUGGUAAAUCCGCUGCUGAUAGAUGCUGCCUUCAAAGCCACUGACACAUAUUCAGAUGCUUGUGAAUUCAUAUUUAUGUUGUCUGAUUCUGAUUGUGAAUCAACGAUGGAUGAAUCGACUUCCUAGUUCGAUACCGAUACACAGCUGUCUACAUUCCAAUGACUUCUGGGAUACAUACGGUACAAGAGACUCUUUUAUCCCCUUUAUGAAAAUUCCUAAAACGCAGGUUACUUCGAUUUUCACUUGAUGUAUUUUCCCGACUAGUGCUGCACAAAAAUAUGCUGUAUUUCUGCCACUGGGUGGCACUAAUGUGGCAUGUUUGUGUUGUACAUGUUACUUGAGUUAACUUUGAACAUUGGAGUGCCUGUUGUAGUGCACUUUUUUGACUGAUUAGGAAUCAACAACAAAUUAUCAUUAUAAUUUCUCAGAAUCAUAUAAAGCCAUAGCAAAUUCUAUCGGUCAAAAUCUAUCUCUGUCUAAAUUUUGUUGCAUAUUUUUUGCAAAAUGAUGUGGAGUAUCUACUAUAUUUGCGCACAUGUAUUCCCUCAAAGUGCUGUCUUUCAUGUGAGAUAUUAAAGUUUAUUAUAUAUCAAAAAA
This is a messenger RNA of Sebastes umbrosus (honeycomb rockfish), 2730 nucleotides long. It is a transcript of the gene lrp11, whose product is annotated as low density lipoprotein receptor-related protein 11. The transcript has 9 exons. Gene Ontology annotation, molecular function: protein binding; serine-type endopeptidase inhibitor activity. NCBI's taxonomy places the organism in Eukaryota, Metazoa, Chordata, Actinopteri, Perciformes, Sebastidae. Bases 222 to 1934 code for a protein of 570 amino acids. The record is from RefSeq and is a predicted model, not a curated record.